Molecule: messenger RNA, 1264 nt
Organism: Drosophila bipectinata
Lineage: Eukaryota; Metazoa; Arthropoda; Insecta; Diptera; Drosophilidae
Source: RefSeq, a predicted model, not a curated record
CGUGUCGCGUUGGCCAGCAUCCAGUUCCUCUAAAAACAGUUAUUGCCAAAUAAGAAACUCGUCUCUCUUACAAACGAACUGAUUUGACCAAAAAUCAAAGUGUCUCAGUGCCAAAAAGUGAACUAAAAUCACAAAAACAUUUAAAAUGGAUACACUCUCACCAAACAGCGGCUCCAAGUCGAGCUCCAGCGGCAGUUCGGCGGCCAGUUCCUCCAUGGAUCUGGGCAAGCAGCAGCAGAAGGAGCUGCACCAUCACCUCCACUCCAGGAGCGGACCCAAAAAACUGUCCCGCUCCCGGAGCCUGCUGCAGCUGCUCAGCAAGCACUUGGGCAGGCACUUCCACCAUCAACACCAUUUGAAUGAAACCGUCUACAGCAGCCAGGACGACAUUCGCAGCAGCUCCACAGACUCCUUCAGCCUGAGCUACGAGCGCGGCAGCCACGAGUGUCCCAUCAAUGGAUCCAGCUUGGAUUUGGAGCACACCUCCAGGACCUCGAGUGCCUCGGCCUGUUCGCGGUACUCGCCUGGCCUGGACUUUUACGAUCAGCAGGGCCACAUCUAUGUGGACGCAGUCUACCGACCAGGCAGCGCCAUGGAGCAACUGCAUCCGCAGCUGCAGUUCGAGGAGGACAGCAGCGAGGGCAGCUGCAACGAGGGCGAGGAUGAGGGCACAGAUGAAAACGAGAACGAGAACAGCAAGCCCCGAUCCGCAUCCGCCGCCUCAGCCACCAAGUCCACCGGCCUCCACCUCAGCCGGAUCUCCAUCUCGUCGUCGGUGAGCCGGAUGUUGCAGCACUUCUCCAGCCCCACGGGCAACUCCUCCCUGCGGUCGCUGUCCUGCAGCAGCACUCCGCUCCGGCAGCCCAAGAAGUCCCUGUCGCCCCACAACUCCAACAGCAGCAGCAGUAGCAGCCACUCCAGCAGCUCCAAGUCCUGCGGCGCCCCAGCCUCCAAGAAGGAGAAGAAGCAGCAGAGCAUCCUGCGGCCGCCAGUCCAGUACGUCUACAUGAAGGGCAUGUCGGGCCUCUACUCCCGGGUGCCCAGCUACGCGGUCUGCUAUCCCUACACCCUCCAGCACAUGUAUUAGACAUCCACUUAGAGUAAAUAGGACAUAAGGGUAAAUCGGGGCAAGCUGAAAGCUGGUUGGGGGUCUUGAGAAUAUAAAUUUAGGAAUUCCUAGUGAUGUACGAGUAGUGCCUGAAAAUUGAGAUCUGAAUAGCGGAAAGGGUUAAAUGGGAAGACAGAAUAAUAUAUACAGCGAACA